UACAUUUUUUUCCGGUCGCGUAUAUAAUUCUUGCUGUAUAAUGCAGGUACGAGCUAGUUAUGCUCGUGCUGUUCAUUCUGACGUUUCUCUUCUGGAUAGUUGCUGCGUUGGACGUUAGAAUGAACGGUCAACGUGAUUUAGAAAGAAAAUACUGGCACAAAUACGAUCCGACAUUGAUAGCGGAGGGGAUCUUUUGUCUGGCGACGAUCAUGGCGUUCUUUAAACUGUUGUUCAUCUGUCAAUUGGAUUACCAUCUCGGACCUCUACAGCUUUCUCUGGUCAAAAUGAUUAGGGACGUCGGCCAUUUUGUCGCGAUAUUCGGAAUUAUCGUUAUAGCCUUCACAAUCGGAUUGUGUCAUCUUUAUCAAUACUAUAACGGAAUGGUACAGACCGACGAUGAGUCAAAAUUGAAGACGGAGCAGGAGAAUUCCUUCGUCGAUUUCAAGUCCACCCUGAAGACUCUCUUCUGGGCUGUUUUCUGCAUGAGUCCAGUGGAAAGCGCCGACGUGAUCAUCGAGAAUCUUCCGGGUGAGAGGGAAUCGGAGACGAUAAUUAAUCAACAUAACUUUACCGAAUUUAUCGGUUACCUCGCUUUCGCCAGUUUUCAGUUCAUUUCCGUGAUAGUUGUUUUAAAUAUGCUAAUCGCUUGUAUGGCGAAUACCUUCACCAGAGUGACAGAUAACGUUAACGUGGAGUGGAUCUUUGGCCGAACUGAAAAUUUAACUGUCUUAAAUCUGCGCGACUAUAAAAUGGAUGACAACGUUUCCAUCUUUCUGGUUGUCAUUCUCGCGAUCAGCGGUUUAACAAUGCUGACCGCGCUGCUCGCCUGCUACGCUUGCAUCUUUCGCGAUUUGUGCUGUCGGCCGGGAGGCAGAUCCAAGAGACGACGUCAACGGAGCCUCCAACAAGAGAUCGAUAAUCCCAAUAGAACUACAUUAAACACGAUACCAUUGAAUGAUAUCACACAGGGAGAAAGUAUGCCCACGGAAUCAGAAAAGAUUUAAAGGGAAGGUUGCACAAAAUUUAAGAGCGCUCUCUUAGCAAUAAUUGCAAUCGUAAAAGCAAUGUAAAGUUUCAAGCCAUGAAAGAUGGAGACGAUAAUAUUGACUGAUGAUAAUAUUCAGAAAGAGAGAUAUAUAUAUGUGUAUGAAUACUUCUAAUGAAUCUC
Molecule: messenger RNA, 1168 nt
Organism: Camponotus floridanus (Florida carpenter ant)
Lineage: Eukaryota; Metazoa; Arthropoda; Insecta; Hymenoptera; Formicidae
Product: short transient receptor potential channel 5-like
Biological process (GO): manganese ion transport; calcium ion transmembrane transport; regulation of cytosolic calcium ion concentration
Cellular component (GO): membrane; cation channel complex
Molecular function (GO): store-operated calcium channel activity; inositol 1,4,5 trisphosphate binding
Source: RefSeq, a predicted model, not a curated record